Messenger RNA from Ilex paraguariensis (yerba mate), 3142 nucleotides. NCBI's taxonomy places the organism in Eukaryota, Viridiplantae, Streptophyta, Magnoliopsida, Aquifoliales, Aquifoliaceae. The record is from the annotation of a GenBank genome assembly.
CAUCGGAAAAGUCAGACGGUCCAGAGUCCUCUCUCUCUCUCUCUCUCCCAUCUCUCCGAUUUCUUCGAAAAAUUAUCAAAUCCAGUUCAAUUUAGUUUAAUCUUUUACCCCCUACACACCAUCGUUUCUAGGGUUAAUAAUCCACCACCAUGGACGGAGGUACCGGCGACAGCGGCGGCGACGGAGGUGGUGGCGCUCCCGUGGGGGUUCAGAUCCAGCAGAGUCGGAGACUUCCUGAUUUCCUUCAAAGCGUGAAUCUAAAGUACGUAAAGUUAGGUUACCACUACUUGAUCUCUAACUUACUGACUCUGUGUCUCAUACCUGUAAUGAUUGGGAUUCUAAUCGAGGUUUCGCAAAUGAACCCUGAAGAUAUUCUCCAAUUGUGGUUUCAUUUGAAAUACAAUCUCGUAUCUGUUAUUAUUUGCUCGGCUAUAUUGGUUUUUGGAUCAACUGUUUAUAUCAUGACUCGUCCACGCCCCAUUUAUUUAGUCGAUUAUUCUUGUUAUCGCCCUCCUGAUGAUUUGAAAGCUCCAUUUAAUCAGUUCAUGGAGCAUUCUAGGCUUACUGGUGAUUUCGAUGAGUCAUCGCUUGAAUUCCAGCGUAAGAUUGUACAAAGGUCAGGGCUUGGAGAGGAAACUUAUGUACCCGAAGCUAUGCAUUAUAUUCCCCCAAGGCCGUCCAUGGCGGCUGCUAGGAAAGAGGCUGAGCAGGUUAUGUAUGGUGCUUUGGAUAAUUUGUUUAAUAAUACGAAUGUGAAACCGAAAGAUAUAGGUAUACUUGUUGUGAAUUGUAGUUUGUUUAAUCCGACUCCUUCACUUUCGGCCAUGAUUGUUAAUAAGUAUAAGUUGAGGGGUAAUAUUAGGAGUUUUAAUUUGGGGGGCAUGGGGUGUAGUGCUGGGGUGAUUGCGAUUGACUUAGCCAAGGAUUUGUUGCGAGUGCAUAGGAAUACUUAUGCUGUUGUUGUGAGUACAGAGAAUAUUACACAGAAUUGGUAUUUCGGAAAUAAGAAGGCUAUGUUGAUACCCAAUUGUUUGUUUAGGGUUGGAGGUGCCGCUGUUUUGUUGUCUAAUAAGUCGGUGGAUAGGAGACGGGCCAAGUAUAAGCUUGUUCAUGUGGUGAGGACCCAUCGUGGGGCGGAUGACAAGGCGUUUCGUUGUGUUUAUCAAGAGCAGGAUGAUAAUGGGAAGACUGGUGUUUCUUUGUCAAAAGAUCUCAUGGCGAUUGCCGGUGGGGCUCUAAAAACCAAUAUCACUACGUUGGGUCCUCUUGUGUUACCAAUCAGUGAGCAGCUUCUGUUCUUUGCUACUCUGUUGGUUAAGAAAUUAUUCAAUGAGAAUGUCAAGCCUUACAUACCAGAUUUCAAGUUGGCGUUUGAUCAUUUCUGCAUACAUGCUGGGGGGAGGGCAGUGAUAGAUGAGUUGGAGAAGAAUUUGCAUCUGCUACCAGCACAUGUUGAGGCUUCUCGGAUGACUCUCCACCGAUUUGGGAACACUUCAUCGAGUUCCAUCUGGUAUGAGCUGGCAUAUACUGAAGCCAAGAGGAGAAUGCGCAAGGGUCAUCGAGUCUGGCAGAUUGCAUUUGGGAGUGGUUUCAAAUGUAACAGUGCAAUUUGGGAGGCGCUGCAAAAUGUGACACCAUCUCCUAAUGGUCCCUGGGAGGAUUGUAUCAACAAAUAUCCUGUUAAAGUAAUCUCAUAGCUCAACAAGAGGUCGGUUAGACUUACGUUCCUGGUAAGGCUCAUGAGUAGCCUAGCCUUUUUUUCUCAGUUUUUGUCCAAGCAUGUGUUUUUGGUCUUUUUAUUUGGUCAUUGGAGUGAAGAUAUUUUUCCUUUCUUGUUUCUUUGAUUUCUUAGGGAGUUAAUCUUGUGUGUAUUAUUUCAAGUUGUUAUGAUGCAUAACUUGGUCCAUGUACUUAAUUUCUAAGGGCACAUUUGUUUUAAUAGUUGUUUAUCCUACUUUGUGUCAUCCAUUGCUAUCAAACUGCUUCAUGUAGAUGAAAGCUGCUUGAAAGUACUGGCAUUAGAUUUAAGUUGAGUGAGCACAGAGAGAUUUAAUACCUGUGCACAAGGUGUGACUUUGCAACAUCAGUAUAAAGCGUGAGGCUUUAUUCGUUUCAUUAAAGAUAGGAGGAGGUUUGAUAAUUUAUCUUAAUGGGAUUGAUUUUCACCUUAGCCUGACUGUUGGAGAAAAAUACUUGGCCUUUGCACAUUAGAUAUGGCCAUCGCUCUUCAAAAGUUAAGACUUCAUAAGAAAUGAAGAAGUGGCUAUUUUUACGAGGCUUUACCUAUAGCUUCCUAUAAACUAUCAAAGAUAAAGUGCCAAAGACUCACCUUUAUUUUAUCAUGUAUUUUGUCACAUAGGAAAGGGAACAUCAACACACCCAGGUUGCUGAUAUCAUGAGAAAUGAGCUGAAUAAUUGUACCUAUGGGUGAGUCCAAAAUGGGACAGGACUUUUGUAGUUUCUGUUGUUUUUUACAUCUUUGUGGUGGUGUCACAUAAUUGAAGUGGGCUGGUACCCUCUACUGCUGUAUGAGAGGUCUCACUGGUGGUUUUCUCAGUGAACAAGUUGAGCUACCUGCAAUUUGACGUUCCCCUUUUAACGGUGAAGAAGGCAAUGGUGGGCCUUAAGCAUGGUUAAGAAUGUCGAUUUGUUCUCCUGCUAAUUCUGUCAAAUAUAGGUCAGGUCACUCUUCUGUGACCAACAUAUAUGCUCAAUAUCAAAUCUGGUGAGCCUCUAUAAAAUGUUCUUGAUGUCAGUUUGGCUACUAUGUUUGCUUACCACCUGUCGUUUACUUUCUAAGAGCUCAUGAUGCUGGUGUGUAGGAAGAACAAUAUAUCUUUGAAGGUUCGCAUUGUAAUAUUAAAAAAUAGAAGAGUUUAGACUAAUUAUUUCUGGUCAAUAAUUGGUUGAUUAUCGUAUCGCUUUUCUGUGUUACUACAUUGCUAAGUUACCUGACAUGACCUUAAUUUCAUAUUGAAUAGUUAAACAUGACCUUUAUUUUAUACUGAAUAGGUGAUCUUCUAAUUUUGGAUCGACUACGUUUUAUAGAGAAGUCUUUAUUUGUACAGUUGGAUUGAUUGCUCAUGUUUUCUUUUACAAGUUGCGUUCAUGUCUACCAGCCACUCACAGGCAUUCUAUUUUA